Messenger RNA from Perca fluviatilis (European perch), 3220 nucleotides. It is a transcript of the gene zranb1a, whose product is annotated as zinc finger, RAN-binding domain containing 1a. Gene Ontology annotation, cellular component: nucleus; cytoplasm. The record is from RefSeq and is a predicted model, not a curated record. The transcript has 10 exons. Gene Ontology annotation, biological process: cell migration; cytoskeleton organization; positive regulation of Wnt signaling pathway. Gene Ontology annotation, molecular function: cysteine-type deubiquitinase activity; K63-linked polyubiquitin modification-dependent protein binding. Bases 325 to 2466 code for a protein of 713 amino acids. Lineage: Eukaryota; Metazoa; Chordata; Actinopteri; Perciformes; Percidae.
GCUCUGCUACUCAUUUGUCUCGCUGUCGCCGCCAUUAAACAACACGGAGCCAGUGUAAACCAUGGACUGUCGCAUAUUUAUACCAUGAUUCAAGGAGUAGAGGCUUUGUCAAGGUGUGGUUUAUUCUGCGAGAGUUUAAUGUGUCCAUAAAGGUAAACAUGUGAGAGACAAAGGGGUCGAAAUAACUCGGAUUGGGAAAGGUUUGAUAGAGCAGGAGGGGGACUGAACAAGAAGGGUUUGUUGUGGUUUUCAGCAGUACUUGAGAAACGAGCGCAGCCUCGAAACGGUUUAUCACCACAGUUUGACCAGCCAAAGUGAUCCACAAUGACAGAACAGAAGGUAAAGUGGGCCUGUGACUACUGCACCUAUGAAAACUGGCCAUCUGCAGUCAAGUGCACUAUGUGCCGUGCACCAAAGUCGAGGGGUCCCAUUAUCACAGAGGAACCUUACAAGAACAGCCCUGAUCUGGACCCCAGUCUGGAGUGGGACCCUCCCAGAACUGGGAGUGUCAGCAACCUCCUCAUCUGCCCUGACUCCAGUGCUAGGCCAAGAGUCAGGUCAGCUGGCAUAGCUGAGAUUGCCAAUAAGUGGUCCUGCCAGAUGUGCACCUACCUGAACUGGCCCCGAGCACUUCGCUGCACACAGUGCCUGUGUCAGCGCACGAGGACCAGCAGCCCCACCGAGUCCCCCCAGACUUCAGGCUCCAAUGCAGGCUGUCGUCCUGCGCUCCACUCCCCUGUGGAUACCUGUGAGGAGUACAAUGACAGAAACAGACUUAACACUCAUCAGCAGCACUGGACAUGCACAGUUUGCACUUACCAGAACUGGCCCACGACUACAAAGUGUGUGGUUUGUGACCAUCCCAAGCCCAGCAACCAGGAAGCCAUAGAGCUGGCUGAGUCUGCAGAGCCAACACCCAUGAUCAAUGAGCAGGACAGGGCUCCGUGGAGGGGCAGUUGCAGUGGAGGCCAGGGCCGAAGGAGGUCCCCUCCUAUGCCCAAGAGGGAAGACAAUGUCAAAAUGGACUUCCAGAGGAUAGAGCUCGCAGCUGGAGCCAUGAGCAGCAAAGAGGAGCAAGAGGUUGACUUCAAGAAGCUAAAGCAGAUUAGAAAUCGAAUGAGGAAAACAGACUGGCUGUUCCUCAAUGCAUGUGCUGGUGUGGUGGAGGGAGACCUGGCGGCAAUAGAAGCCUACAAGUCAUCAGGUGGGGACAUUGCCCGGCAGCUCACUGCUGACGAGGUGCAGCUCCUCAACCGGUCCUCAGCGUUUGAUGUAGGCUUCACCCUGGUCCAUCUGGCCAUCCGCUUCCAGAGGCAGGACAUGCUAGCCAUCCUGCUCACAGAGGUGAACCAGCAGGCAGCCAAGUGCAUCCCUUCCAUGGUGUGUCCUGAGCUGACAGAGCAGAUCCGCAGGGAGAUUGCAGCCUCUCUGCAUCAACGCAAAGGAGACUUCGCCUGUUACUUCCUUACUGACCCGGUCACCUUCACCUUGCCUGCAGAUAUAGAGGACUUGCCGCCUGCUGUCCAAGAGAAGCUGUUUGAUGAGGUAUUGGAUCGAGAUGUGCAGAAAGAGUUAGAAGAGGAAUCUCCUGUCAUCAACUGGUCUCUGGAGCUGGGCACACGCCUGGACAGUCGACUGUACGCCUUGUGGAACCGCACAGCCGGAGACUGUCUGUUGGACUCUGUUUUACAGGCCACCUGGGGCAUCUACGACAAGGACUCAGUUCUCCGCAAGACCCUCCAUGACAGCCUGCACGACUGCUCCCAUUGGUUUUACACACGCUGGAAGGAGUGGGAGUCGUGGUACUCACAGAGUUUCGGUUUGCAUUUCUCCCUGAGAGAGGAACAGUGGCAGGAGGACUGGGCGUUCAUCCUGUCUUUGGCCAGCCAGCCCGGGGCCAGCCUGGAGCAGACCCACAUUUUUGUUCUCGCACACAUUCUUCGCAGACCGAUCAUAGUCUACGGAGUUAAAUACUACAAAAGUUUCCGUGGGGAAACGUUAGGAUACACUCGUUUUCAAGGUGUGUACCUGCCUCUGUUAUGGGAGCAGAGUUUCUGCUGGAAAAGCCCCAUCGCACUGGGCUACACGCGGGGCCACUUCUCGGCCCUGGUGGCCAUGGAGAACGACGGCUACGACAAUCGCGGUGCAGGCGCCAACCUCAAUACUGACGAUGAUGUCACGGUCACUUUCUUGCCACUGGUGGACAGUGAGAGGAAGCUGCUGCACAUUCACUUCCUGUCUGCACAAGAGAUGGGCAACGAGGAGCAGCAGGAGAAGCUGCUGAGGGAAUGGCUGGACUGCUGCGUGACAGAAGGAGGCAUGCUGGCAGCCAUGCAAAAGAGCUCUCGCCGCCGUAACCACCCCCUGGUCACCCAGAUGGUGGAGAAGUGGUUGGACAGAUACCGCCAGAUCCGCCCCUGUGCCUCUCUGUCGGACGGUGAGGAAGAGGAGGACGAAGACGAGUGAGUGAAGGAGCCCUUUAAUCUAAGACUGGACACUGUAGGCUCUGGGAGAGUACCUUAUUUCUUUUGUUUUUUUUUUCCUCCAAAAUGUAAAUCUUUAACUUGUAAUAAUGCAUGUGUUGUGUGAGCUCCGUGAUAGAAAAAAAGAUACCAGCAACAACAAACAGAAUCCUGAUUACUGCUCCUAUGAAAGCACAUCAAGUCCACUUAGUUUGCCUUCCCGUACUGCGAUUUCUCCUUAUUUGUUAUCAAAGUAAUGAUCUUUUAAAUACUAGGACAUAUAGGAAAAUAUAAUGUAUUCAAGGAAAUCCCGAAGCUGCACUAGAUGAGAAAUUUAAUUUACAGAAUUGCCUGACAGAAAUGUUUGCUUAAAACUGAGAGGAUGCUGAUCUUUGUGUGUAUGUUAAGGUUUAAAGGGCACCGUUUCUUUUCUGAUUGCUGAUCCCUUCUGAUGUUUGGAUUUAUUUAUUUGUUUAGGAGAUUUAGUGUGCAGAGGCGAUACCUUUGUUCUGCCCUGUUUUAUCUGUUUGAUCCGUUCAGUCUUGGAGUAUUUUAUUUUGCAAAGAUGAUACCUACUUUCUGUGAGGGGAGGGUGGGGGGAGGACGUACAAGUUUACUGACAUUUUUACAUGUGAUUUAGUAGCUCAUUGACAUGUUAGAGUGGGUGGUGGUGAAGCUGUUGGGGAAAAGAAAAAACCAAACACUCUGCCUCUUUCUAUAGAGUGCAUAAAUAUUAAAUUUGACUUACUUGCAUCCUC